Molecule: messenger RNA, 2739 nt
Organism: Cherax quadricarinatus
Lineage: Eukaryota; Metazoa; Arthropoda; Malacostraca; Decapoda; Parastacidae
Source: RefSeq, a predicted model, not a curated record
AUGUCUGGUUGUGGUCGUAGCGGCGUCACCAGUUCAGGUUGGUGUGUAGCUGUAGCGGCGCACCAGUCAGGUUGGUGUGUGGCUGUAGCGGCCACCAGUCAGGUUGGUGUGGCUGUAGCGGCCACCAGUCAGGUUGGUGUGGCUGUAGCGGCCACCAGUCAGGUUGGUGCGGCUGUAGCGGCCACCAGUCAGCGCGUGUUCGUGUAUGUGGCGCAGGGAGGUAACAAGCGGCGGGGCCCCAGGACGACCAUCAAGGCGAAGCAGCUGGAAAUCCUCAAGAACGCCUUCGCCUCCACGCCCAAACCCACGCGGCACAUCCGCGAGCAGCUGGCCAAGGAGACUGGCCUGCCCAUGCGGGUCAUACAGGUGUGGUUUCAGAACAAGAGAAGUAAGGAGCGACGCAUGAAGCAGCUGUCCUCUAUGGGCAUGCGGGCGCAUUUGUUCGGGAACCCGCGCAAGCUUCGGGGUAUGCGCAUGUCCCCCAGCAUGGAGGAUGGCUUCCCCUACUACGGUGACGCCUUCGGCUACGGUCCCCAGGGCUUCCAUGACUUCUUCCCCGGCCAGGGUCCCCCGCCACCCCCAGGCAUGAGCUUCCCACACGGUCUGCCGCCCUCCAUGGAGCAGCCACUGCCCCCUGGGGGACCAAUGAGUGACUUCCCAGGGCUGGGUGGGCUUGGGGCUCCCCCUGUCUCCGAGGCGGGGCACUUCAUGACUCAGCCCCCUGAUAUGCUUUCGCUAUCGCAGAGAUCCUCCCCUGACGGCAUGAUCAUGGCGCAUGGUGGUCAGAGCGGUAACUUCGAUCAUCAAGUGAAUGAGGGUCUGGUUUGGUGACAUGAAGCUGACCUCUGAUGACGCCAGAGACCGUGUGAGGUGGUCGGCUGCGACGUCACCGGAGGCAUCACCGGGGGCCUCUCCGGGGGCCUCACCGGAGGUCUCACAGGAGGGAUAAUGCCGCUCCUCUCACGCUACCUUCCAGGACACAAGGGGCCGCCCGCGUCGUCCAGGCGACCCUCCCCAACACCCCCACCGCGACCCCACUCCCCUACCUCCUAUUCCCCCAUCUCCUACUCCCCCUCCCCCUCCUACUCCGCCCUGGUGGAAUGUUCAAAAAAAUAGGGAGACGCGAUGGCACUUAACUAAAAUGUCCUAACUUGUGUGUUAACUAAAGGCUUGAGAAAUGGUCACAUUGGCGUAUAUGUUUGAUCUAUUGCCAGUACUCUAGACCAAGGUGUGUGGCACUCCCGUGUGACGCUCGUGGCCCUGGUGUGGCACUCCCGUGUGACGCUCGUGGCCCUGGUGUGGCACUCCCGUGUGACGCUCGUGACCCUAAUGUGGCACUCCCGUGUGACGCUCGUGGCCCUAAUGUGGCACUCCCGUGUGACGCUCGUGGCCCUAAUGUGGCACUCCCGUGUGAUGCUCGUGGCCCUAAUGUGGCACUCCCGUGUGACGUUCUAAAACCAUCAAAGUGGAUCUCUCUAGUACCUGCGGUUACCCAAUCUCCUCUUCCUCCUCCUCCCUCGGUACUUGCAGCCUCAACCUUAAAAAUAACAUUGUGCAAGACAGUGCUGUAAUUCUGCAUGGCAGUGUCCUCGUAAGGGAGGUUAAAAAAAAAAAGAUGGGUUUACACACCAAGUGUGCAGCCAAACUUUGGAAACAUCCUCGCUGCUAUCCGCUACAUCAUAAAAUAGGCAGUAAAUGUUUAAUGAGAGCUGGGAGUGGAUGGAACUGAAGCCCUGAAGUGGUUUGUGUUUUAUGGUAGAUGGGAGUUUAUAGUGUUGCGUUUUAUAGUGGCGAAUGUCGGCGCUGAACUGUUGGAGCUGCCAGACACAAAGUUGACUGGAAACAAGGCAGUAUAUAGACGUUACAUAGCGUGGGAAUUAUCACACUCGCUGCUGUGUCAGGGGUAAACACAGGGUCCUCUUGGGUUGACCACAUGCUUCCUAGUGCAAAUUCCUGGUGGCAUCUUUCGAUUAAGACAUUAAAAUACUAAAAGUGACUACCGCUUAGAAAUAAAAAAGAGGCUUUAAGAAUGUGGAAGCAAAAUCAGUCAGUGCCCUCCCAGUUUCUUAAUGUUCUCCAUCCUCUUCAGAGUCUUAAACAACAAGUGGAAGAGCGAGGAGUGUGCCCUCCUGGCGAGGUCGGGUCACAAGGCGUCGCAGAGGUCAUGAUGUCUCUGUUCUAUGUUCCUAUGUGUAGGUGUAGCCUGGACGGCCUGGCAACUCGACCCACAAUGACAGCCCCACUUCAGCACAUCUUCACCAUAUUUUCCACUAGCUACAGUUUUAUAUGCUUUCAAAAUAUAGAACUCAUAAGUCUGUGAAUGGCGUAAAUAAAGAGUUAAUUUGUCCUCCGUGAAGACAGUGUAGGUGGUGGUCCAAGCAGUGGGUGGUGUUCCAUGACCGGCCAGUUCAUUCGAAAACGUCUAAGGUUUUCACUCCUCCCCGCCCUUGAAUGCCCUUAGAGAAGCUAUUUUGGUAUCCUUCACCUCCCUCCUUUCCUCCCCCAGGUCCACUUGUACUCCAGAAAACACGUGAAGAUGAAACAGAAGAAUGAAACCUGAAACCAGUUUCUCUAAGUCACGUCAUGAGUGGAAAUAUUUCUAACAUGAAUCAUGUUAUACAUUAGAAUGGAGAUUGAAAUCAUAUUCCUGUUUGAGUUUGAAACGAACAAAACUAAUUUAUUUCAUUUUAAUAUCUUUCUGCAGAAAAUACUCUCUCUCUCUCCCUCUCUCUCUCUCUC